CGAGGCAUUUCACAUUGGAUCAACAAUGAAUACGAAGGUCCAACAAAGACUAUCGAUAUUCGAUAACUUUGUAAACUUGGACUUGUCAUCUCUAAUCACUUAUCAUUUUCUCCCAAACAAAAAAUGUUAGCAAUCUAGGUAUUACAAAUUCCAGACUUAUGAAAUUUGUUCAAUUAAUCUAAAGAGCAAAAUCAAGUUUUAAAUACAAGGUGAACCAUGGAGGCGGUCCCGAAAUUACCUUUAAUCAGUUUUGAAUUGAAAGUAAGCCCCGAGAAUACUCAUUUUGGACCUAAACUAAAACAGUAUAUAGCAGAAGCGUAUAGAGAAGAUCCUGAUAGCUAUGCAAACGAAAUACAUCAAUUGGAAGGCCUGCGAUCGGCCGCUGUGAGAGCAACUAUUGACGCUGUGGGUCUUAGUUCCCUGAACCGAUAUUUUUGUCAGCUAAGGGCAAUGCAGAGCCGAUUUCCAAUGGCAAAAGGUCAACCAGUCGCAUGCACUUUUGCUUGGAAGGACCUUUAUGCAAAUAUGAGUUGCUCUUUAGCCGACAUAAGGUUUGAGAUGGCAAGCAUCUUAUACAACAUUGGUGCACUCCAUACUCAGUUAGGUGCAGCGGAGGCACGCACCACACCUGAUAGUUUGAAAGCAGCCUGCACCCACUAUCAGCAGGCUGCUUGGGCGUUCAGUCACCUGAAAGAACAGUUCCCUCAGCCACCUGGUGCUGAUGUAUCAUCCGAAAUAUUGUCGCUAUUACAAGAAAUAUGCUUUGCACAGGCCCAAGAAUGUAUUUUGAAUAAAAGUAUUCAGGAUACCAGAAAACCUAGUGUUAUUGGUGCGGUAGCAACUCAAGUUUUAUUAUUUUACAAAAAUUCCUUGGCUCAUCUUGGACCAUCAACUGGUACGGACAAUAUUCAUGAAAUAAUUGGAACCAAGCUAUACAACCAGUGGCACCGAUACCUGUCUUUUAAAGCAGCAUAUAUUGGCUGCAUAGUUUGUUUAUAUCGAGGACUGAAUGCAGAAGAACAACAGAAGUUUGGAGAAAGAGUGGCUUAUUACCAACAGUCAGUAGACAAACUUGCAGAAGCGAGAAAACUGGCUAAAUACAUAGAACCGGUGCAAGUGACACAAGAAGCAUUGACAUUCACUAAUGAUGUUGUCGAGGGGAAGAGAAAGGCUGCUAAGAAUGAAAAUGAGUUUAUUUAUCACGAGGAAGUGCCUGAAAAAGAUUUACUGAUGGAUUUGAAGCCGGCUUGUCUUGUUAAAGCUGUGCCUAUCAAUUUUAAUGACCCUGAGAUCUCUGGUACGGACAUAUUCAGUAGGUUGGUACCGAUGGGUGCACACGAGGCAGCCUCAUUGUACUCUGAAGAAAAGGCCAAACUUCUCCGACUGGUCGUCAGCCAAGUUGACGCCAAGAAUACUGAACUGACAGAGUUCAUGUCCUCAUUGCAAAUAGAUCAGCUUGAAGUACUCGAUUCUGAUCAGAAGAUACCUCAAGAAAUAGUAGACAGAUGUGCGGCGAUGAACGCAAAGACGGAAAUCAUUCAGUCUUUAGUUGACUCAAUGAACAAUUUGGCUGAAGUGAUCAGUGAUGUUGAACAUUCACUUUCCGAGAUAAAAGGAAUUAUUCAAGAAGAGACAUUAAAAGAAAAAGAAUACCAGAAAGUGAUGGGUCCUCGUCCUCCAUCGAUAGUGCAGACUGAGAUUUCCCGAGAGUUCCACAAGUACCAAGAAGCUCAUACGAGGACAAAUGAGAGCAAUCAAGUGCUGCACAAGGCGAUGACUCUACACAUUGCUAAUUUGAAACUGUUGUCACAGCCUCUGGAUGUACUUCAGGCUAAGAUACCCAGUAUUGAUAAUAUUGAGGGUUUGGACCGGGACACAAUGAAGGAGAUGCGCCGAGUGGUGGGCAAGGCGCGCGAGAUGCAGACGCAGCGAGAUGCGUUGGUACAGCAGCUGCGCGCCGCACUCACCGCCGAUGACGUCACCGCCAAGCUGCUCGCGCGCACCAAUGACUCCGCAGAUGACAUCUUCCGCGAGGAGAUAGAGAAACACGCACCAAAGGUGAAAAUAAUAGAACAGAACUUAGCUGCGCAGGAGAACAUAAUCAACAAGCUGACGACGCUGUACGCUACGUACGCGGAGUCGCGUCGCCUGCUCGCUGACGUGCUGCGGAAGAGAGACGGACUUAUCAAUGCUCUGGUGACAUCGUAUGACGCGUAUGAGGAACUGUUGGGAAAGUCUCAGAAGGGGUUGGAGUUCUAUCGCAAGAUGUCGCACAAUGUUACGCAGCUGCUGGCUCGUCUGCGCAGCACCUGUCAGGUGCUCCAGGAGGAGCGCCAGCAGAUGCUCGCCAAUCAGAACAAUAAAGCUGCCAGUGGUCCACCGGCAAGUAUUGCUUCAGCAAAAAUUCCAGAUACGAUACCUGUACCAUUGAGUACUACAGCAACACCAAAACUUAAAGAUUAUCUGCCUUAUAUGAAGAACCGUGGUCUGGCGAGAAGUCGUACUCCUCAAGCCCAAGUUGAACCUUUACCAGCUGAUACAUAUUAUCCGGAAACUAUUUAUCCCACUACUGUGAGACCCGCGCCUUUGGGAUCUGAAGCUACGGAUAUGACACAAAUGAGUUUACCAGAUGGUGUAGUAAUGCCACCAGCGAUGCAUCAAAAUCCUUACGGACGUUACGGCGCUCCGUAUGCACCGAGCGAAGUUGACCCUUACGCCGUUCAACAUACGUACGCAUAUCCCGUGGCUAGCAAAGCAAACAUCGACAAACCGAUAGACGAUAUCUCCAAAUAUAGCUAUACCUCUUACACACCGCCGCAGUACUCCAGUCAAAUGGCAGACCCGCAGACUUAUACGAACCCUUAUUACUCCGCCACUAACAAUAAUGCUACAAUCGUCACAGAUUCUCAAGCUUCUGUUAACUAUCAAAACAUUAAUCAAGCGAAUACGAACACGAACGCGAACGCGAACGUGCAAUCUUAUAAUGUGUAUGAUCCGUAUGUGAGCCAAGCUGGUCCAAUACCAGAUAGUAUGUCAAUGUAUAAUUCGGCGAAUCAAGAACAGCUGACGGCGAACUUUGCCCAGAUGCAAGUCACACCACCUGUCAAUCAACCGAACAAAUCUGAAUCCUCCGGCAAUUUGCCCAACGAAUAUUCCCAAACGUUUUACACCAUGCAGUACCAACAUGUGCCUUCAGCCAACAUGGCCACGUACAGCCACGCGCCUCAGGAUUCCCAAACUAGCAGCGUCUCCUCACAACUGCCUUCAGAUUAUAGUUUGAAUUAUAACUAUACCGCAGAAAUGGGUAACCAGUAUCCACAAACUGUUCAACCGAAUGUAUCCAGUGCUUAUGGUACCCAAUAUCAAGAUACAGCAAGCAUGCCGCAAAAUUACAUGUAUACUAACGCGGAGAGCGCUGUUACGUCUACUACCUGUGUGGUCACCGCUCCGGUCACCGUCUCUAAUCCUUACAACGUCCCCGCUGAGGGUAAUCCAGAGUACAACACCUCGCUCUCACAACUCGACGCUUUGGACAAACCAAUCAAGUCACACGUCACUGGAGAAGCAUUAUCUUCCAUGGACAUUCAGUCAAGCUAUCAGAAUUAUACUACCAGCUUAAAUGCCUCGAACGAUCCAAACUAUCAAACUCCUAGUACCUAUUACCAGGAUCAAAAUUAUCAAAAUCAUCCGGGUUACACUUAUAACAAUUCCACCGGCAACUACGAAUACAAUUAUGGAUCUCAAAAUUCAUAUUCCAACUAUGGAGGUGUGGAGCAAACGAAUAUGGACCCUCAGUUAACGGCAAAAGAUCCAAAUUGGAAUCAACAAACGAUGUACACUAAUGCAGGAGUGUGUAACACAGUGCAGUCACCUUCAGACAAUCCUCAGAUACAAGUCUCUAAUGAACAGCCGAUGAAUACUCAGAUAUAUUAUAAUCAUCCUUACGGCUAUCAAAAUACCCAAGUGCCUAAUGCUAGUCAGCUCAAUGUAGCUCCUCAACAGAACUUUCCAGAAGUUACAAAUUACACUUCAGAAAUGAAUCACUCCACGUAUAUGCAGUCAGGAGUUGUUCCUGGAACAAACGUCACUUACAUUGAUAAUCAAGUUUCACCACCGAAAGAGAAAGCACCAAUCGAACAAAACAUUGAGACGAACAAACAGAAUGAAACAGUAAAAACUGUUGCACCGGAACCUGAAGUGAAACAGACUGAAGUGAAACCGACUGAAGUGAAACAGGCUGAAGUGAAACCAGAAGUGAAAUCUGAACCGACUGCAUUUGAUUUACUCUCUGAUAUAGAUUUCAAUGUGGAUUACAAGCCAUUGAUGCCUGAAAUAAAAGUGCCUCAAGUGUCAGAUAAAGUUGUUAUAAAACCUACUGUAGUGCCAAAAACAGAACCAAUCUCAAAACCAGUACCUAAAGAAGAAACCAUAGAAAGGCCAGCGAAACAAGAUAUAUUCUCAGAUCCAAGUUUAUUGAACAAAUUCACUCAGGAAGUGAAACAAUUACAUAAUAUGACUGAUUCAUUGACAAAUAAAACUAUUGGGGGUGUUACGAUUUUGGAUGCUAAAUGGAAGAUGUUACAGGAUGUUCAAAUGAAAGAAAACAUGAGUCGAACGAAAACAGUUGCGAUGCAAUAUUCUGAAGGAAACAUCGCGUCUGUUGUUGCACCUUUUGACGAUUCGAGAGUCGUACUGAAGUCUGAUCCUGAUGCGUACAUCAACGCUUCUUAUUAUAAGCAAUUGGCUCCAUGGUGUAUACCUCUAAUGAUUUCAAAAUGUCCGACGGAAAAUGAUGCCGGAACAUUCUGGAAGGCAAUUCUCGAAUACAAGAUUGCAUGCGUAGUUUGCUUGUUGAGUGAGAUUGAGAUGCAAGGCAUAUCAUACUGGCCAACAGCAAAGGGCCAAUCCCUAGACCUGGCCGGUGUGAGGGUAAGCCUUGAGGAUGUGACUUGCACCGUGCACUGGACGGAGAGGAAGCUGGCCCUCAGCAACGGGAAAACAGUUCUCAAUGUCACUCAUUAUCAGAUUAAUGUGUUUCCAGCCAAAAUAUCAUGCAGCCCGCUGGUGCUGCUGUGUGACCGCGUGCUGGCGAGCACAUUCUCUGGCCGGCUGAGCAACCAGCUGCGCGGCGCGUGUGUGCAGUGCGGCGCAGGCGCAGGUCGCAGCGCACUGCUCGCUAUACUACUUGUAGCUAUGUGUCAAGUGCGCGCCGGUGACGUCAGACUGUGCGAUAUACUGGAGAGUGCGUGUAUAAAUCUGUACAAGCACCGCACUAAUGUGCUGGAGGAUACAAAAUACUUGGCGGACGCCUACAAAACUGUCCUCUUCUAUGCGCAAGGUGUGCUCUGCUCCGGUACGACAAUGUUCAACGGGGAAGCGGUAUCACUGCAAAGCGGGGCGGGUGUACUACCGCGAGGACCUACCGCAGCUAUAUCCGCGGCUACCGCGAACACUACCCCUACAGCUAGUGAUGCUACCGCUACCCGCGUGCAGAAAUUCUCCCGGGAGUCCUUCGAAGAGAUGCGACAGUCUCCCGGACUUAAGAGCGGGGAUAUGAAGGACCCUCUCAAUUUCCUAGACCCACUCUGGAGCCUAAAGAAAAAGUGAUAAUGAUUUUUGUCCAUAUAAAUGUGAUAAUGUUUUAAAUAUAAAGAUUUUUUUGCCAAAAUUUCACUUGUAAA
Messenger RNA from Papilio machaon (common yellow swallowtail), 5681 nucleotides. It is a transcript of the gene mop, whose product is annotated as tyrosine-protein phosphatase non-receptor type 23. Bases 217 to 5607 code for a protein of 1796 amino acids. NCBI's taxonomy places the organism in Eukaryota, Metazoa, Arthropoda, Insecta, Lepidoptera, Papilionidae. Gene Ontology annotation, cellular component: endosome. Gene Ontology annotation, biological process: early endosome to late endosome transport; protein dephosphorylation; protein transport to vacuole involved in ubiquitin-dependent protein catabolic process via the multivesicular body sorting pathway. Gene Ontology annotation, molecular function: protein tyrosine phosphatase activity; protein binding. The record is from RefSeq and is a predicted model, not a curated record. The transcript is spliced from 21 exons.